AUGGGCCUCGUCGACUACUCCGAAUCCGAUUCAGGCUCCGAGGCGGAAGCUCCUCCCAAGCCCGCGCCAAAGCCAUCGCAGGGCACGUCGAAAAAGGCCUUCCAGAAAGUGGUCGACCGUUCCAAUCCAGGCAAAAUCUUGGUCAGUUUGCCAGAGACCACCAGCUCCAGCAAGUCGGACGAGCCACCAACGAAACGCGCCCGGACGACAGGAGGAGGGCUAUUUUCCGGACUCAACUCGCUCCUACCACCGCCCAAAAAUGCAGGGAAGCCCAUAUCUAAACCGUCUGCCAGCGCGCCACCAAGGCCGGGCAUCAACCUGAAGACGAGCGCAGCACCGGGCUUCAGUCGCGAUGCUGACGAGGAUAUGUCGGAUACGGCGAGCGAUGUAUUGUCUGCGCCGUCGGAGGGGAUGAAGCUACCACCGCCCAAGAAACAAGAUGUCGCGCCGAGUAUACCAGAAGGCCAGAAACCAGCCGAUGAGGUGAAGCUGGUCGGGAAACCACUCAUGUUCCGGCCAUUAUCAGUAGGCAUCAACACCAAGAAGAAGAAGAAUAAAUCAAAUUCCAUCCCAAAUGCGACACCACAAACACCACCAACUCAACCAGACGCAAACGGCGCAGCAACAGCUUCAGCUGCUCCGGCGGAAGCACCAAGGAAAAAAAUUUCCCUAUUCUCUGUUCACACCGAAGAACCAUCAGACCCUACACCAUCCUUCUCAGCCGGCACCUACGAACCUCUCUUUGAACCCGCAUAUCAACCAGACGCACAGGCUACCACCAUGUACUCAGACUCGGCGCAGUAUCAAACCGCUACCACCAACUCAUCCAGCAACCCCGAGUCCCUAGACACCGUUGCUGAUGAUCUAAAUCUCUCCGCAGCAGCGAGGAGAGAGCUCUUUGGUCGUGACGGGAGUGGCUUUGCAGUCAAGAAAGUGGUCAACUUCAACAUGGACAAGGAGUACCAGUACAACGAGAGUGUCCGCGCAGCAGGCGACCAGCAGGCUCACAGGACCGUUCGCUCCAUACAGGGCGGUGGCAAACAUUCCCUCAAGCAAUUGGUGCAGAAUGUGCAGAAUCAACGGGAGGCAUUGGAGGAUAGCUUUGCAACAGCCAAAAGCAACAAGAAGGCGACGAGCAGCAAGUACGGCUGGUAG
Molecule: messenger RNA, 1155 nt
Organism: Metarhizium brunneum ARSEF 3297
Lineage: Eukaryota; Fungi; Ascomycota; Sordariomycetes; Hypocreales; Clavicipitaceae
Cellular component (GO): nucleus
Source: RefSeq, a predicted model, not a curated record